Messenger RNA from Hevea brasiliensis (rubber tree), 1440 nucleotides. RefSeq lists its product as uncharacterized. The coding region runs from base 256 to 1023 and encodes 255 amino acids. The record is from RefSeq and is a predicted model, not a curated record. NCBI's taxonomy places the organism in Eukaryota, Viridiplantae, Streptophyta, Magnoliopsida, Malpighiales, Euphorbiaceae. The transcript is spliced from 8 exons.
GCCAAAAGAGCUGGCUUUGAAGUCGUCCUCUUCGCUGACGAAGGCUAUCGUUAUUUCUCUUGGCUUUUGAUUUUAAGAAUGUUGAAGUAUUAAAGAAGUCUCGAUUACAAAGAAACUUCAUCGAACGAGUCAGAAAGACUCUUUCUUGCGCUUCUAUUUCUAUACAUAUUCACUUUAUCUGAUUUCAAUUCUCAAAUCUCAACACUCAAGUUUUUUGCCUGUGAGAUACUUGUGCAAACGAUCGUAAAGCUCACCAUGGCUUCUCAGGAGCAUCUAGACAAGAUGCAGCUCCGUCAGAACUACCGGAAUCUGUGGCACACUGACCUCAUGCACACCAUUCAAGCUGACCCCCCUUAUUGCUGCUUUGCGUUUUGGUGUGGGCCAUGUGUAUCAUACUUGCUCCGCAAACGAGCUCUUUACAAUGACAUGUCAAGGUAUGUCUGUUGUGCUGGUUAUAUGCCUUGUAGUGGCAGGUGUGGUGAAAGCAAGUGCCCAGAACUUUGCCUUGCUACAGAGGUAUUCUGCUGCUUUGGAAAUUCAGUGGCCUCUACCCGCUUUCUGUUGCAAGAUGAAUUCAACAUUCAGACAACGCAAUGUGACAAUUGCAUUAUUGGUUUUAUGUUCUGUCUCCAACAAAUUGCGUGCAUAUUCUCCAUCGUGGCAAUGAUUGUUGGGAGUGAGGAAAUUCAACAGGCUUCUCAGUUACUUUCAUGUUUGGCUGACAUGGUGUAUUGCACGGUUUGUGCAUGCAUGCAGACGCAACACAAGAUCGAAAUGGACAAACGAGAUGGCAAAUUUGGACCACAACCAGUGAUGGCAGUGCCCCCUGUUCAGCAAAUGUCACGCAUUGAUCAGCCCAUUCCUCCCUCCGUUGGAUACCCACCUCAACAAGCAUAUGGACAGCCCUAUGGUUAUCCACCUCCUCAGUCUCAAGGCUAUCCUGCGGCAGGUUAUCCUCCACCUGCUUAUCCUCCAUCCAAUUACCCACCACCUGGAUAUCCACCUUCUGGCUAUUCAAGGUGAUCCGUUUACUGUGACGAAUGUUGGUAUGUCAAAACAGAGGAGUGGCUGAUGUUGAUGAACUUCAAAUAUUUGAGUUGUGUAUUGAGUGGGAAAAUAGUGGAGCCAACGCUUCUACUUAUUUUACUUGUUUAAAAAUUUGUGUGCGAAUUGAAUUCUUAACUGUGCAUUAAAAAACCUGAAAAUUGAGACAUACUGUUUAUCCCAUCUAUGCUAUUUUCCAUGUUUUGUUUCUCGUGCCAUUAUUAGUGUGUGAAAUUGCAUUUCUUGCAAUUUCAAAAUUUUGUGAUACCCCCCCACUUGAGGAACUGCACUUGUUAUUCCUCCUGAUGGCAUUAGCAUUGUUUUCUCAAAAUCAAAUCAUAUGAAUAAGAGCUGAUGCUUUUGGCAUAAUAAUAAAUGCCACAUUACUUGUUUUCA